UGCUGCCGCCGCCGCCAUUUUGACGGCGGAAAGAGUGAGGGUCUGGGACAGCUGGAGGCGGCGGCGGUAACUGGUACGGAUGGUUUCCGCCCGCGUUAGCCCCUCCAAGUUCGCUGGUCUUGGGGCCACAGCACUCGGAAUAACUUUACGAAAGGAAAGGUAUUUUGCACCCUCUCUCCCCGCUGGAAAUGGCCACUGUGCUGUGUAAUAGAGCCAGACUAGUUUCCUAUCUCCCAGGAUUUUGCUCUUUAGUUAAAAGGGUUGUCAAUCCCAAAGCCUUUUCAACUGCAGGAUCUUCAGGUUCUGAUGAGUCUCAUGUGGCCACUACACCUCCAGAUAUAUGCUCUCGAACAGUAUGGCCUGAUGAAACUAUGGGCCCAUUUGGACCUCAGGAUCAAAGAUUCCAGCUUCCUGGGAACAUAGGUUUUGAUUGUCACCUCAAUGGGACUGUGUCACAGAAGAAAAGCCAGGUUCAUAAAACUUUACCUGAUGUUCUAGCAGAACCUUUAUCAAGUGAAAGACACGAGUUUGUGAUGGCACAAUAUGUGAAUGAAUUUCAGGGUAAUAAUGCACCUGUUGAACAAGAAAUCAACAGUGCAGAAACUUACUUUGAAAAUGCCAAAGUAGAGUGUGCAAUCCAAACAUGUCCAGAAUUGCUGCGAAGAGAUUUUGAGUCACUGUUUCCGGAAGUAGCCACCAACAAACUAAUGAUUCUGACUAUAACACAGAAAACCAAGAAUGAUAUGACUGUUUGGAGCGAAGAGGUAGAAAAUGAAAGAGAAAUGCUUUUAGAAAAGUUCAUUAAUGGUGCUAAGGAAAUUUGCUACGCUCUUCGAGCUGAAGGCUAUUGGGCUGACUUUAUUGACCCAUCAUCUGGUUUGGCAUUUUUUGGAUCAUAUACAAACAACACUCUUUUUGAAACAGAUGAACGCUAUCGACAUUUAGGAUUCUCUGUGGAUGAUCUUGGCUGCUGUAAAGUGAUUCGUCAUAGUCUCUGGGGUACCCAUGUGUUUGUGGGAAGUAUCUUCACUAAUGCAACACCAGAUAGCCAUAUUAUGAAGAAAUUAGGUGGAAACUAACAGCAGUGUCAGCUUACUGGCAGUACUAUUUGUACAUCACAUUUGGGUUGAUCUAUAAACACUGUCAAAAGCUUAAAUUUUUAAAAUUUACUUAUUUCUGGGUAUUUAUUUCAACAUUUAUGGGUUUACAGCAUUGGCAACUGGUUUGUGAUUUUUAAAUCUCAAAUGUUCAUUCAUAUUAUCAUUGAGUACAUGUUGAUCACAUCCAUGGAUGUGGAUGUGGUAAUUAACAUGUAAUCAGGACAUGAUCUCAUAUUGUUAUUUCUUCCCUUUAUUGGAAAAACCUGUUAUUUUUCUCUAAAAAUAAAUCACAUUUGGUUAUGACAGUCUGUUUUUUCAUUGCAAUAUUUUUAAGUUUUAGUUCUUUUAAAAGAUGUGGUUUUUAAAUAAAUGCAGUUGAGAAUUCUAGAUUCAUUGUAGCUUUAAAUUUUCUUUAUUACCUGUUAAGUGUUAUGGUACAGGUGUAUUACUUUGAAGUAGUGUCUGUACAGGAAAAGAAGAAUAAGGGUAAUACUACAAUAUCAAUCUCAUAAAUACUUAAAUGUAGUUUGUUUUGACAAAAUUUGCCUCAGCAGCUAAAUCAAAUAUAUUUCUCCAUUUUAGCAAGAGAUAGAAACUAUGAUACUUUACAGAAAUGCCUCAUUUGUGGCUUUUUACAGCAUUUUAAACAUAGCAUCAUCAUAGAUUUGUGUGGCUUUUGCCUGUAGGAAUAGAGACAAUCUCAGGAGAACCAAGUAACUUUUACCAAAUCAAUUAGUGAAUUGGAUUUUUUCUGUAUUUUUCAAUUAAGUGACUUUUUAAAAGGAACACAUGGAGAUGAUAAAUUUUAUUUCACACCUUGAUUUAGAACUCUGCUUAGCUAACAUGUAACUAAGUGUUGAUUCAAAGAGAAAUGGCUACAAAGUUUUCAUUCAUUAUGAAAAAUACAAAGCAGUAUACCAUAUAUAGCCUAGCAUUGUGGAAAAUAUUGAGGUAUAUAUGCAAAAAAGUGCACCUAUCAUAAGUGCUCAAUAAAUUUUCAUCUAUGUAAGCAGCACCCAGAUCAAGACAACAUUACUGGCUCUUCCUCCUCUCACCUGCUGCAUAAAUUGGUUUUGUCUGUUUUCAUGCUUUAUUUGUAUGAAACUAUAUAUAUAGUAUGUUCACUUUUAUGUCUGGCUUUCACUCAGCAAUAGGAGAUUUAAUCCUUAUCAUGUAUAAUUAUAAAUCUGUUUGCAUACCUUUUGACUUCUCAGUGGUUCUGAAUUGGAGCAGUUUUGCCUCAUGGGAAAUUUAGCAAUGUCUGGAGAUAUUUUUGUCACAACUUGAGGCAGGCAAAGUGGAAGGGGUGCUACUUUAGACAUCUAGUAGGUAGAAGCCAGGGAUGCUGUUAAACAUCCUACAGUGCAAAGGACAGCUCCCACAAAAAAAUAAUUACUUGGUCCAUGGCCUUGCAGCACUCUGUUUCUAAUGUGCAUGUUACUUAUUCAGGCAUUUCCCAACUUGCACCAUUGUUUGAGCCAUGUUCUCUUGAAGUAUCAACACUGGCUUUAACAAUUAGGAAGUGCCAUCUACUGGUUAAAAAGAUCCUCGGGCUGUGGUUCUGUACUGUGUGCGGGUGCCAAGGCUUCUUUUAUCAUGUUGCUUUGUAACAGUUUCCAAAAACAACAUGAGAAGCAGUAACUGCCAGUUAAAUUUUUUUUUCAGAAAUGUUACUGGUAAGAUUCAGUUUUGGGAAAUAUAAUCCAAGAGAAUCUUACUGAUAAAUAGUAGAAAGUAGUGGACUUUUAUGGACUGCAAUAAGAAAAACAUCAGUUUGAUCAUUUUUCACUUAUUCAAUGGACCCCAUAAAGAAAUCCAUAAAAUUAUCCAUCUUAAAUAUAAAUUUGCUAUUUAAAAUGAAGGUGAGCCUUUGAAAUUUAGACCUAUCACUGAGAAACAGGUUUUGUUGUGAAAUUUGUAUUUUGACAAGAACUGAGGAAUUUUUAUAUAGAUGUUAACCGUGGGAAGGAGUCAUUCCAGUCAUCUGACCCACAUCCCUCAUUUUGUAAUAGACAAAAUGGAAACAUAUAGGAGCAUGCAUCGUGUUACACAACUAGUAUUAAAACCCAGCACUGGAAUUUGGAGUGAU
Lynx canadensis (Canada lynx) is the source of this 3189-nucleotide messenger RNA. It is a transcript of the gene MMADHC, whose product is annotated as metabolism of cobalamin associated D. The transcript has 8 exons. Gene Ontology annotation, biological process: cobalamin metabolic process. The record is from RefSeq and is a predicted model, not a curated record. NCBI's taxonomy places the organism in Eukaryota, Metazoa, Chordata, Mammalia, Carnivora, Felidae. Gene Ontology annotation, cellular component: mitochondrion. The coding region runs from base 189 to 1079 and encodes 296 amino acids.